UUUGUCAAGUGCAGUGCAGGAGCGUAGGGAGCGAGCCGGCCGCCGCCACGCCACUCGUGUUCAGUUCAGUUGAGUCGUGCCAGCCAGACCGGAGCAGUCGCGUCCCGCCGUGUUGUGCGUGGGUUGCUGUUGUUAAAUUUCCUUGAACGUUGUCGGAGUGCGUGAACACUGCCCAGUGACGAGUGCUGAGCUGCGCGCCGGGUUUUUACAGUGGAGUGAUCUGCAAGUUGGAUGCUGUUAGCCGUUAGUCGCUAGCGGCCCGGCGUCCCCUUAGCGCAGUGCAAACUUGCGCCUUUUCUGAGUGUUCCCGCUAACCGGGCGGAUUCGGCGAGGCAAGCUCUCGUCCAGGACUUUCCCCCUAAGGACUUGAUUCGGUGCCACAAUGGGAGUGCGACAGAGCAAGCGGUCGGUGGACAUCACGACGAAGGACGGCGAGCAGGUGGCGACGGGCAAGGCGGCCGCCCUGGACGGCAAGCUGGCCAGCAUCGAGGAGGCUGGCGUCGCGGACCUCAAGGCCAAGGUCGCCAACGGACACGCCGAGGGCAAGGAGGCACUCGCCAACGGACACGACGCGAGUCCUGAGGGCGACGCGGCGCCCACAGUCAACGGCCACAAGGAGGAGGUGAACGGCGUCAAGGAGGAGCUCGUGAACGGCGUCAACGGCCACCACGAGAACGGCGUGGAGCUCACCAACGGCCACAAGGAGGACGUCAACAGCGUGGAGGAGGCCGCCGUCAACGGCGAGUCCAGCCCCGCCAGCCCCGCGUCGCCCGCCUCGCCGUCCGAGGAGGUGAAGGUGAACGGCGACGCGGAGCACGUCAACGGCGAAGCCAACGGCGACGCCACCGAGGAGGAGGUGAAGAAGGACAAGAAAGACAAGACCAAGAAGAAGAAGAAGUGGUCGUUCAGGUCCAUCUCGUUCUCCAAGAAGGACAAGAGCAAGCCCACCCGGGAGGAGAAGUCCGAGGAGAUCGCAGAGAAGGACGAGAGCCCCGCCGUCGAGAAGGACGCCGCCGCCGAGCCCGCCGCCGAGAAGGAGGCCGCCAAGGAGGCCGAGGCCGCCCCUGCCACCGUGGUCGAGGCCGCCGCCGAGGUGAAGCCUGCUGAGCCUGCCAAGGAGGAUGUGCCUCCUCCUCUGCCGCAGUCACCACCCCCCACCGAGGCGCCGCCACCAACACCCGUGGCGCCCACCCCCGCGCCCGUCGAGGAGAGCAAGUCCGAGGCCGUGACGACGUCCAGCGUGCAGUCCGAGACCGUGGUGGAGAAGACCGCCAGCUCCGUGGUGGUGACCAACAGCGUGGUGUCCGAGACCAGCAGCACCGUCACCACAGAGACUGUCACCUCAGCCAUCAUCACCAACGGCACCACCAAUGGCACCACCAACGGCCAUGGCAUUGAUGAGGUGUCGCCUACUCAGGAAAGCAGACUGGAAGUGCCCGAGAUCAGUGUUCAGCCUGCUUCCCCAGUUGUCUCCGAGCGAUCCCCCAUUGAUGAAGUGAAGCCAGAUAUUGCUGCUGAAGUUCCUACUGCUGAGGCCCCUGUCACUGAAGUCCGUAGCCAACCCGAAAUCCAGACUAGUCCUGCUGAAGCACCCGUUGAAGUUCCAUCACCCUCUACCCCUGCCACAGCCCCCAUGUCUCCUGAUUCUACUACCCUUUCAGAAGCCCCCGUCAUUCCUACUGUAGAACCUGUACCACCCGCCCUUCCUGAAUCUGAAUCGGCUCCCAUUCCUGCUCCUGUGCCCCCUGUAGCAGCCGAACCAACUGCAGAAACUCCCAAACCAGUGGAAGAAGUCUCUGACGCAAAAGCAGCAGUAGAGGUAGCCCCCGCAGAAACCACCAAAUCUGUUAUUGGAACCGAGCCCGAAGUAACUCCCCUUCCAGUUCCUGAAGUUCUUGUUCCUAGUGAGGCUUCUGAUCUUCCUCCCCCACCUCCUCAAGACCUGUCCCUGGAGCUUGGUGAUGCCAAAGACGCUGUGGUUGUGAAUGGCGGCUCACCUGUAGACGAAAUCCCUCUCCCUUUGCCCACAUUAGAUAUCCUAGGCACAGUUCCAUCAACCGUGGCGGAGGAUGCUGAGAAGACGGAGCAGACGACACAGGAUGAACUCAAUGACGAGGAUGGAGCUGGUGAAAGCCUAGCGGAAGUGUCAGUGACUGAGACUGUUACCAAGGAAGUUUCCGAGACCAUCACAGAGGCUGCCAAGGAACUCAAUGAAGAAGUUCUGGCCAAGGCAGUUGCCACUGUAACAGAGAUCACGAGUGCAGAAGAGGCCAAGGCGUAGACUAAGAUUAUUUGAUUAAAGGUAUAUUCAUCAGUCGAUUAUGAAAGACAAGAGGAGGAAACGACGUGAAGAAAUUUUGUGAAGAACAUUUUGUAGCCAAAUUUGAAAUGUUUCUUAAUUAUGUGAAGUGAUUCCUCAAGACGGCCGGCCGAACGUGAGAAAUGUGUUGUGAAAAGAAUGAAGUGACAUGAACUGGAAAGGCGAAUUGUGCCUUGCGCCUUGCAUCAAGCAAUCACAGUGCACGCCAGUGCAUUGCAGCGCCAUGCGUUGUGUGGUUGGUUUGAAUAUUGCAUUUACAGUGUAUAUGAACUGUACCAAAUGCAUGCACAUUUUCAGAUUUUUGUUUACAAAAGUGAACCUUAUCGAUUUGAAUUUUGAUCACUAACUACCAUCAGAUGGUUACAUCACGUUAGUGUGAUCUUUUUAAAAAUUUUAGCUUUGUAUAGGAGGUCAUCUCUCUUUUUUAAAUGUAGAAUUUUAAUAGAAAAUUUUAAUUGGUAGCCAAAUUUUGAUUAUACUGUGGAAUUUUUAAAUAAAUGGGCAUUUGAAACUGUAUAAAUCAGUAAAUGGGGAAUAAAUUCUUAGACCUGCUUUAAUGAUGUAGCAGUAGAUCCAGCUGUGGAUGUGGUCUCUUUUUUUUAAUUUUUUUUUUCUAGCCUAUAUUAAAGUUUCUAUUUAGGUAUAAGUUUAUAUCUUAGUCACAAUCACAAAAAAUUUUUGUAUGCUGUUUCUAUACAUAUUCUUUUUAACUUUUUUUAAAGUAUUUUUCUUAAAAGUAUUUUUUUGUAAGUGUACUAUUUUUAUGCUGGCCCACGUUGCCUUCAGGUGGCUUUAGCAAGAUCUCCGCUCUUGUUCAUUGUAUAAAUGUUGCCUUUGCCCAGUAUGAUUGGCAGCUCACAAUAUUGCUUGUAAAUUUAGAAUAAUGUGUAAUAGCUGAAGCACGCUGAGGUGUAUAAAGACAACUCUCAACAACGAAAUUGCUUUCAACCGUCUGUUUUUCAUCACCUUUUCAUUUGGCUUGUUCUAUAAUGUUAAUUACUUCUAUUUCGUAGUCCAUACUAUGUAUGCUAAAUUAUUUCCCCAUUUUCGUAAGUUUGAAACUAUGAAUCCCACCAGAUUUUGUAUGUGUGAAUGUGUUUAUAAGAAGUUAAAUAGACAAUGUUUUCAAUCUUAA
Thrips palmi is the source of this 3455-nucleotide messenger RNA. Its product is annotated as calphotin-like. The coding region runs from base 383 to 2281 and encodes 632 amino acids. Lineage: Eukaryota; Metazoa; Arthropoda; Insecta; Thysanoptera; Thripidae. The record is from RefSeq and is a predicted model, not a curated record. The transcript has 8 exons.